Molecule: messenger RNA, 5919 nt
Organism: Acanthopagrus latus (yellowfin seabream)
Lineage: Eukaryota; Metazoa; Chordata; Actinopteri; Spariformes; Sparidae
Gene: mcf2lb
Product: mcf.2 cell line derived transforming sequence-like b
Exons: 35
Coding region: 1158-4862 (1234 amino acids)
Biological process (GO): intracellular signal transduction; positive regulation of Rho protein signal transduction
Cellular component (GO): extrinsic component of membrane; cytoplasm
Molecular function (GO): protein binding; guanyl-nucleotide exchange factor activity
Source: RefSeq, a predicted model, not a curated record
UCCUACAAGUGCAAAGGACAACACUCCCUUGCUGCUCUGAGCUCUCAGUCUAGAUCACUAGCUGCACUGCUAACUGGGCUAACCAGCCAUCAGCAGUUUCAGUUUUAACAGCCGGCUACUCUGGUUACAUCCUAUUUGUUUGGCACAUAAUUUAGUCAGGUGAAGUAAAUACUGAUUGCAUGGUGUAACAGCAGUAGAAAAUGACACCAUCUGUGAGUGGUUCCUUAUAAACCUCGCUGUGCUAAUUAGCCUGCCACUGGGUCGGAUUUGUACCAAAAAAAAAACCCAAAAAAACCAAAAAGGAAACAAAUAAAGACAGCAAAUCAACUAAAACAGGAGGAGGCAUUGUUUUCCCUGGUUGCUAUCUCCAGGUAUCUGUGUAACAAGUGGAAUAUCUGUGAAAACUACAACCCCGUUGAUGGUGGCGGCUAAGAAGGUGAGGGGGGCAGUGACUGGAACCCAGGUGCAACAAGAGUGAGACAAAGUCUGUUCAGCCAUUGAUGUAUGCGUCUCCAUAAUACUGGGACUCAAGACAGUUUCCCCUAGAGGAGUCUCUUCCAUGACACUGCUGUUAUGCCUUCGCCUCCACACUGGGUGUCGCUAUUGGAUUGGCUGUCGUCGUGCGAAACUGCAACGCUGACCUUCGCUUCCCCUCCCCCGCUCAGUCUGCCAGGUCUGCACAGGUUUGCACCAUCAUGAGAGCUGAGGCUGAAGCAUGCGUGUGCGCAUAAGGCGUCCUCUCGCUCCACCUCCUCCUCCCCAUCUCCAUCGCUGGCAUCCUGAUCUCUGCAUCCCUCUGCGGAGGACUCGUCGGCGCAGCUGGGGCUGUCACAGCCGAAGCAGCUUCAUCAGCAUCAUUCCCUCAUCCGCCUCUGCAGCAUCCUCUCCAUCCUCGAAAGCAUCCAUCUCUCACAAGCAUCCCAGCACCUCCGAGCUGCACACACCCCCUCUCUCACAGAUAUCUCUCGGGCUAAUUUACUCCCUCUCAUCCCCUUCUGGUCGGUCAGGCUUGCCACUCCACCAUACCCCUUCACCCAUCCUCAUCAUCAUCAUCCUCUCUCCGAGUCAUCGUUCAAGAAAAAGCAGGCAAGCUGUCUCUUCUUCCCGUCAAAGUGUCUUUUAGCUGGGCAGCUGGUCUUCCGCUGUCCCUUUGGAGGAUGAUCCUGUGGAUGAAGACAGAAGAGAUGGCCCUUGGGGAGCUGCUGGAGAGGCUGAGGACUGUCACCCAAAGCAUAGAUGAGAUCAUGCAGCUGGACAGCAGUCCCCUCCGGGCUGCUGACAUCACCCCUGACCUCAAGAGGAAGUUUGCCUUUCUCUCAGGAGGUCGAGGAGACAAUGGCAGCCCCAUCAUUGUGUUCCCUGAGUUCCCUGCGUUUGGAGAGAUCACAGACAGAGAGUUUCACAACGUGCUUACCUACCUGACUAGUGUUCCCAGUUUGUCCUCAACAGACGUGGGUUUCAUCCUGGUCAUCGAUCGCCGGCAAGACCGAUGGGCCGCCGUCAAGGGGACCCUGCUUCGCAUCGCAGGCUCCUUCCCAGGGAACCUCCAGCUGGUUCUGGUUCUGAGGCCGACCACCCUCCUGCAGCGCACGCUCUCUGACAUCCUCUUCAAGUUCAACAAGGAUGAGUUCAAGAUGAAGGUGCCGGUGAUUAUGCUGAGCUCAGUAACGGAGCUGCACACCUACAUCGACCGCAGCCAGCUGACUCAGGAGCUCGGGGGAAUGCAGGAGUACUGCCAUGAGAAGUGGAUCUCUCACCGCACUGCUAUCGAAGGUUUUGCACUGAUGGUAAAGAAAACAGCUCAGACCCUGCAGUCGUUUGGGACCGAGCUGGCCGAGACUGAACUCCCCAAUGAGAUCCAGGCCACAACCCUCCUGCUGAGCACCCACACCGACAAGAAAGACAAAAUGAAGGAGGGUCUGCUGGUGGCUCUGGGUCAGGGCAGCAGGCUGCUGGAGAGCAUCAACGAGCCCGUAGUGAGAGACCCAGACCACAACAUGAACCAGGAUGAGCUGGAGAACCUGGCGACAGUGCAGAGACUGCUGUCUCAGCUGGACGAGACAGAAAGGGCCUUCGAUGAGUUCUGGGUGAGACAUCAGACCAAACUGGAGCAGUGUCUCCAACUGCGCCACUUUGAGCACAACUACAGAGAGGUGAGGGCUCUGCUGGAUCAGGUGUCUGAGAAACUCGCGACCUUCUCUGAGGUGGGAAUCAGCCCGGCCCACGCUGACCACAUCUUCUGUGAACUCACCACCUAUGAGGAGAGAGUCUGUGAGGUGUUGGACAGAGCCUUGGCGUUGGCUCGCGAGGGCGAUGAGCUGAUCCAGAACUCACACUAUGCUGAAGACUCCAUUCAGCCUAAAUGCGGUGAGGUUAGAACAAUCAGUGAGAAUGUGAGCAGCAGCCUGAGGGCCAAGAAGGACCAGCUGCUCAAAGCCAUGGAGCUGCACCACUGUUUGGAGAAGGCGUCGAAAUGGGUCGAUGAUGGUAUAUACCUGCUGGCGUCUCAGCCAGUAGACAAGUGUUUAUCGCAUGAGGGGGCGGAGUUAGCCCUGCAGGAGCUGGAGCGUUACCUGGAUAACGCGGGCCAGAACCAACUGACGGACCUCAAUGACAUCUGGACCGAAUAUGAGGUGGUGCUCAACCAGCAGUUCAGGGACCAGGUGGAGAAGGUGUUCCUGAAGCAGACGUCCAUGCAGGAGAUGUUUGAAAAGAGGCGGGUCAGCCUGAAGAAGCUAGCAGCCAAACAGACCAGGCCGGUGCAACCGGUGGCGCCCAGACCUGAAGCCUUCAUCAAAUCCCCUCUCAGCUCGCCCGCACACAGAGCCCAGCAGGAGAAAAACUGCCCAGAGACCGACUCGGGGAACAACUGUGAGAAAGGAAACGGCCAACUGCAGAACGGAGACAGUGACAGCAGACAUGCCUCUCUGUCGGAGGAGGAGGAGAACCUGGCGGUGCUCAGGAGGCACGUGAUGAACGAGCUGCUGGAAACUGAGAGGGCCUACGUUGAGGAGCUGCUCUGCGUAUUGCAGGGGUAUGCCUCUGAGAUGGAUAAUCCGGCCAUGGUUCACCUCAUCCCUGCUCCUCUGCAGAACAAAAAGGAGGUUCUGUUUGGAAACAUGCCAGAAAUCUACCACUUCCACAAGAGGACUUUUCUGAGGGAGCUGGAGCAGUACACCGACUGCCCGGAGUUGGUUGGAAGGUGUUUUCUAGAGAGGAUGACAGACCUGCAGAUCUAUGAGAAGUACUGUCACAACAAGCCUCGCUCUGAAAGCCUCUGGAGGCAGUGCUCCGACUGCGCCUUCUUCCAGGAGUGUCAGAAGAAGUUGGAACAUAAACUGGGUUUAGAUUCCUAUCUGCUGAAGCCGGUUCAGAGGAUCACCAAAUAUCAGCUGCUCCUGAAGGAAAUGCUGAAGUACAGUAAGACCUGUGAGGGGGCCGACGACCUGCAGGAGGCGCUGACCUCCAUCUUAGGCAUCCUCAAGGCCGUGAAUGACUCCAUGCACCUCAUCGCCAUCACAGGAUACGAGGGUAAUAUGAGUGAGCUGGGGAAGCUGUUGAUGCAGGGCUCGUUCAGCGUGUGGACAGAACACAAGAAGGGCCACGCCAAGGUGAAAGAUCUGGCCCGAUUCAAGCCCAUGCAGAGGCACCUCUUCCUCCACGAGAAGGCCCUGCUCUUCUGCAAGAGGAGGGAGGAGAACGGAGAGGGCUACGAGAAAGCUCCCUCAUACAGCUUCAAACAGUCUCUGAAUAUGAGUGCUGUCGGCAUUACAGAGAAUGCAAAGGGGGACAACAAGAAGUUUGAGAUCUGGUGUAACUCCAGAGAGGAGGUCUACAUUGUUCAGGCACCGUCAGCUGAAGUUAAAACCACCUGGGUGAAUGAGAUCAGGAAGGUUCUGACAACCCAGCUUGAAGCGUGCAGAGUAGCCAGCCAGCAGAGGGCACCAGAUUCUGUUUUCCAGUUCCCUCCAGUCCCCAGCGGAGCAGUUAGUCUCAGUCCCUUCAAGUCUGGUCAGAAGAGCUUUAAGAAGGGAGAGGAGAAGAAAGCUGAGCCCUGCAGCCCUGAUGUCAACUCCUCUUCCUCACCAAAGCCAACAGGAAAAGUUCUUCCUUCCUUCCUCUUGUCUGUCCCGACUUCCUGCUUCCCCUCCGGGUCAGAUGAGGCAGUGACAAGCCCUACCUCAGACAGAGCGGCCGUGGCUAAAAAACGCUUUACCUUACAGGGCUUCAGUAACCUCAAAGCUCAGAAAGAGCCCUCAGCCACCGAUGAUAAAAGUUUUACAUUACCCAUGACCAUCCUCCUGUCACCAGGUUCUCCCACAAGCCCUGAUCACAAGACGAAACGCCAGAGCGAUCCCACGCCGUUCGGCUUCAAAGAUGCAGGUCCUCCCCCGCUCCACCUGAGCAGGGCCAGGUGGUUCAGCACCUCUAGUCUCUUACAGACAAAGCUGAGAGGCUGGAACAAGGCCUCGCUGUCACUGGAUGCCUCGGAGGAGCAUGACGGCUACUCAAGUGCCGAGGAUCCUCUUAACUCCGACCCGGAGGAGGAGAAUGGCAAGAAACUGUGUGCCGGCAAAUACACAGUGAUGGCUGAUUAUGAGAAGGGCGGCGCUCAAGAGCUCUCAGUGAAGAGCGGAGACAUGGUGCAGCUCGUCAAGGAGGGGGAUGACGGGCAGUGGUUUGUGCGUAACCUGAGCACUUCUAAGGAGGGCUGGAUCGCAGCUGCUAAUCUCAUCACGCUCAUUGGGAAAUCCAAAUCAUGCCAGUCUCUCACCAGCUCAGAAGGCAGUGGCUCUGGAAACCUCAGCACGUCGUCCAGCUGCAGCGAGACCUACACGAGCUUCUCUGACAUCAAACCCUGAACCCCCUUCAGCACUUUGUCCAUCACCACACUGUCGUCACGAACGCUCGCACCAUGUGGCUGUCUGUGCUGUGUUGCCAACUCAUCGGACUCUUGUCGGGUUUCCUCAGAAAGCUGUGUUUUGUUUUGUUUUGUUUUUUUUUUUUCAGUUUUUAAAAAUCAUGCACACACAGCGGUCCUGAAGAUGAUGUGUCAUACAUGUGCACACGUUGUAGAUUUGAUUGUGGUGCCGUUGUACAGUGGAUUAACAAGACACGCCACAGCAGACGGUCAUCUCAAAGUGUAUAGUAAAGUGAUCCUCCCCUAGUCAUACACCCGUCUGUUUAUUUUGAGGAACAGAGGACCCCUGUGAUUAUAAUGUAAUAGAUGUAUGAAUGGGCCAGCAGGACUGAUCUCAGUUGAUGCAUCUAUUUGGUAUCACAUUAAAACAUGGAGGAAGAUCAGAGAUCACAUGUGCACGACGGUUGUCCUUGUGUUCAUCUGCACUAACUCGCCCAGGAAGUAAAUAAUUCCAUUGUUACUGUAAAUAUAAAAAGAUUGAGAGAGAUGAAUACGCACAGCUCGUUUGGCUUGAAUGAAUGUUUUCUGUCCGAUCACACCCUGAUUGCUGCUUUUUUCCCUUUACACAUGUUUAUUUAUUCAUAAGAAACAGAGAAGCUAACAUAUACUGUAUUUAGACUCUUUUUAAUUUGCUUCUCACCUCUAGUCAUCUUUUUUUACUCUCUACCUGUCCGUCACAUUUGUCUCUCCGUUGUCUGCCUGUCAUUAGAAACCUGUGUUGUCUGGACUUUUCUGUAUGAGCUCCAGCAGACUCUGUGGAUUUUCAUGUAUGCUGCAGUUUAAAUAUGUUUCUCCGUGUGAAUAAUCAGAAAUCACUGUAUAGCGCUAACUUAUUCCCCGUGGGAGGGAUCAUGUUCUGAAUGUAGAUACUGUUCAUUAAUAUCUGUCCGUCAUGAAUUAUUUGUCAUUUCAGAUGCUAUAUUGUACAUUAAGUAUGGUGAUGUCACUACUUUGUGACUUGUCUAAUUUUUUUUACAUAAACAACUUGUGAUAAUUCA